AUGUGGUUGAAGAGCAUCACAGGCAACCAGGACAACCCGAGAGGAGCCAGGCGAGUCAUCCCCUUCAGCGACGACAAUCAUCCCGACAAGAUUUUCACUGGGAUUGAACAAGCUCUGGAGCAGGACCAGGAGGGAGAGGCGAGCGCAGAGGAGAGUGGUGAAUGGGAGUCUUCGGAUGAAGAGGAGGAGAGCGAGGAGUCGGACGACGAGGAAGAAGUCGACUCGCUGCCGCGCUCCGAAUGCCGAUCCAAGAAGCACCAUGACCCGGCGGGCGGGCACGGGAAGACCGUGGCUCCGAGUACCCACACUCAGAAGCGCACUCGGACGUCGACUCCGGAGCCGACAGAGAAGGUCGCCAAGCAGCCCAAGGUUGUUCCUCCAAAGGCUCGGAAGACUUUGCCGCAGAUCAAGAUGGACGUCCCUGUUGCUUCGGGCCCCACCUCUGCUGCCACUGACAUGGACAUCGACAAGGCACCAGGAGACGAGGAGACUGACGAUGCAGCCACUUUCUCGAGCUGUUCCGAGAGGAGGAAGAGGAGUGGGGGUUCAAGCAAGAGGAGGCUUGAAGUUCAAGUCCCUCAGUCGACGCCGGCGCUUGAGGCGGUGGUCGAACAUUCCGGAGAUCCGGUUCGGACCAACGUCACAUUCGCCAACCCGCUGACGACUGAUCGUCCGUCGGGGUCGACUGCUCCGACUCUUGCCGCUCCAGUGCACCUCCACGCGUCUGACCCAGUAGCUGCUUCAACCGCCUUGGAGCCAUCACUCUUCGCUGCAUAUCAGACCCCAGACGACUCGCCGAGUGCUGCCAGGGAGGCUCUUCACCAGGUGAACCUUGUCAUGGAGCAGGUGAAGGUGAUGCACGAGGCUAGUCAGGUGGCUUAUAACGCCAGCACUGCCCUGCAGACCAAUGUUCAGAGGUCUUGUGAUCUUGGAGCUCGACUUUCCGAAUUAAAGAAGAAGCAUAUCAGCGUUGAACUUGACCUUGAACUCGCAAAGAAGAACCUCAAGACUGCUCAACAAGAGACGGCCAUCAUGGGAGAGAGAAUGAAGGAAGCUUUGGAGAAGAAGGACCAGGACCUUGCUGCUGCUCAGAAGGAAGCACGUGAGAAGACAACACUUGCGGACCAGAAGCUGGCUUCAGUCGGCAAGUUGGAAGAGGAGAACGCGAAGUUGAAGACCGCCAUCUCAGAAGCCAAUCGAGAAGUCGAGCAACUGAAGAAGGACAAGGAGAACCUGACCACUGAAGUUGGAGGCCUCAGAACCAAGACAGCCAAGCUAGAGUCCUAUCUGGGACAACUUGCCGCGAAACUAGUUCUGAAGCUUGAAGAACUUUGCCAGGACUUUGAAGCUGAAAUCGGGCGGGUCGAGACAGGUCUCGACCCCAUCAAUUGUCCUGUGAAAGAUGACAUUGCGAUGAACUUGCUGCGAUUGGAAUCACACUUGGACAGCGCUAUUCCUGGCCGAGUGCAAGAGUGGAAGAAGUCAUCCGCUCGCUGUGGCGCUGACGUCGCCUUGUCAUUGGUUCGAGUGCACUACAAGGAGGCUAGAGAAGACAAGUUGGCGGCCCUCAAGGUUGUGAAUACUGAGAAGCAUUCCUUCCAGUCCUUCAUGGACACCUUCCUUGAGGCAGCCACUCGUCUUGCUGACAACAUCGACCUUGACAGCUUCUGCGAUCCAGCCAACCCUUCUCCUGCCGAGUGA
Molecule: messenger RNA, 1701 nt
Organism: Aegilops tauschii subsp. strangulata
Lineage: Eukaryota; Viridiplantae; Streptophyta; Magnoliopsida; Poales; Poaceae
Source: RefSeq, a predicted model, not a curated record